This is a messenger RNA of Maudiozyma barnettii, 4230 nucleotides long. RefSeq names its product Mms1p (gene MMS1). Bases 1 to 4230 code for a protein of 1409 amino acids. The record is from RefSeq and is a predicted model, not a curated record. NCBI's taxonomy places the organism in Eukaryota, Fungi, Ascomycota, Saccharomycetes, Saccharomycetales, Saccharomycetaceae. The transcript has a single exon.
AUGUCUGGUAACGGAAGAAACCAGAUCAAUUACCAUAUCACCUCUACAAGGGAGACCAAUUUAGAGACCCCCGAAUCGAGUAGAGCUUAUGAAUCCUAUGAUGAAAUAAGUGAUAAUAGUAGUGACGACAAUAGCUCUACUUCCGAACUUGAUACUUCUAAUUUCAAUUAUAAAGAAAUAGACAUGAAUGAUGAAGAUCCAUAUCAUGAAAAUGAGAUAGAAAAGGAAGUACGUCAUGGAUUAUUUACCCUACGAUCACAAACGACAGGAUUUAGAGCUAAAUACGCAUUGCCAUUCAAAUACCUUCCAAACAACAACUAUUUUAAUAAUUUAAUAACACUGAUAAACCCCACCAAAAAAAAAUAUAAACCAACAGAAUUACAUAGUUAUUACAACCUAAGCCCUCAUAGUUAUUUUAAUGCUUAUGAAGAUGAAAACAUGAAUGAAACUCCAAAUAAUACAUACGAUACACCUACUGAUGAGAAAAAGAAAGAUGAGCGUAAUGAAGAACAAGCAAUUGAAAAUAAAGAGAAGAAUUGUCAAUUCAUACAUACAACUUUGCUAAUUAGUUAUGACUCCUUUCGUUUUAUUGGAAAUCCCACAACUACUAAGUUGCGCGAAGGAAUUAGUGAUGCCAUUGUGGUCAAUGUUAACAAUGACGAACUGGAUGACCUUCUCUUAGUUGUCCAACCUAAUGGGAUGUUAUUGUCAAUUCUACCAACAAAAAAUACAGGAAAUUCAGAAACAGAUUACAGUUUAGAAAUGUCGACUGUGUUGCAAUAUUGGGAUCUAGGGAAUCGGGGUAGUUGGAAGAUUAUUGCCGAACAAAGCUCACGUGAAGAUUUGAAUUUCAUCGUGACAGAUACGCUUUCUGGCAAUAUAAAAUUCUUCGAAUUCAAAUAUAGAUAUGAAUUUACAAUGAUAAAUAACCUAUGCUUAGAUGACUACAUCAUACACUCUUGUGAGUUUUUUGUCAGUCAAGUAAAAUCAUAUUCAGCUAACAACAUCCAACAAUAUGCUACCGUGGAAAAUAUAAAUAAAAACCAAAAUAAUGAUCCUGUUAUGCUAUUUGUUGCAACAACAUAUGCCGAAAGAAUUGUUCAUCUCUGCAUAGAAUGGAGUAAUUCAGAUCCUUACCACAAGAGAGUACAUCAGCUAACAUACCAUAGAAAUAAUCAUAACUACAACUCAAUCCCAUUACAUCAUAACAGAGUCCUGACUAGCCAAAAGGAUGGCCUAGCCAUUAUAUCAGCUAAUCAAAUCAUGUCAGGUGAAACUUCUUUUAUUACUACACGUCUACCAAAUAAUAUGAAAGGAAUAGUGUCUUGGUUUUCGUGUAAUAUUCUACUAAAAAAACUGCAAUCUCUGAAUUCCUCACAAUUUGAUAAAUAUGAUGAUUGCAUAGUUGCAUCAUCUACAACGGGUACAAUAUUUGCCUGUUUAAUAAGUAAUACAGAUAUAGACCUGCAUCCACUUACAAGGUUUAAAGGUGUUACCUUUAUUUCUCCUUUUUAUUCACCCUCUUCUGAAAAUGAAAACCUUCGCUACAACAUGAGGGUUAUGAGUUUCAACAGAAUGGUUAAUAUUAGAAUUGAUCUGAUGAAUACAAUAAACUCUAACUCAGUUCUAGCAUAUCAAAAUGUUUUAUCGAGAAAGACAGAGGAUAUUAGUUCUGAUAACAAUACAAAAAUUGCUAUCAUAAAAAAUAAUAUAUGGUUAUUUUCCGAUUCAUCCAUAUCCCAAAUGACUAACAUAAUUGAUGAUCGUGGCCCAUUGCCUUAUUUGAAAGUAUCAGAGGUAGUGGAGAAUCUUAGGAUAUUUAAUACCUACAAUAACAUACAAACCUUUAAACUCGAUGCACUGGCUUCAUGGAGAACAUUUUUGGAUAUAGAAUUCCCAAAUGAUAGCUUACUCAUUGCUGGUACUGAUGGAGAACAGAUAAUGGAUCUUUAUCUAUUGCAACAAUUUUAUGAUACUCAAAAUGAGGAGGCCAAUUUUGAAAUCACUAAUUUGAAGGGUAUAUUGAAAAAUAAUUUUAAUACAACUUCAACACCGUUAUUUUGCGAACCAUACAAACAAUUUUUAAUCUAUGGCGAUAAAGAACGUGUGUCUGUUCUAUGUGUGGAAACAGGGGUCAUUAAAACAUACACUGCGGAAUUCAGAAUUGACGGGAUAACAUUUUCGCUUGGGGUUAUAACCAUUUGGAACUAUGAAUCUGAUAAAAUCAUCUACUUUUAUUGUCAUAAUAUAAUAGAAUGGUUUCUUGAUGUCACUGGGAACAUUAAUUUUGAAAGUAUGACAGGAGAUGUUUGUUGUACUUUUAACUUGAAAGAAGAAUAUAAAGUACUGUUUAUUGAUAAAUUAAAUUAUAAAAACUCUAAUCGAUUUAAAAUAUUUUUUGCAGGGGACUCAUCGCUUUCUUCAACAUUAUAUCCCUAUAAUCCAGAUGACAAUAGAGAAUAUAGUAUACGCACCCAAGUUAAUGAUUUUAUAGUGUUGGAUGGACUACUUGUGUACUCUGCAGAAGGUGCGGUAAUCCAGUGUUUAAUGCUCCAGGAUGAGGAAUAUAAGAACAUACCUUUGCCAUUGCUACCAACUGGCCCACAAGAUAUACAAAUUCGGAAAUUUACGCGAAGUUCGAUUUUAGCUUUUACUGCUAAUCGAGUGUUUGUUAUUAAUUUCAGAGACAUGAAUAAUUAUAAUUUGCAUGAUCCGUUCCUAUUUGAACUCAAAAUACCGUACGAGGGGAAAGAAAAUUUAAUUCUAGAUAUUUCUGUCCAAUCAGAUGAUGAUUGGACACAUGAUCCCAUCAAAUGUACAUUAUAUAUUCUAUUUACCAACGGACUAAAGAUUUUCAAACCGAGCUAUUACAGUUGGACAUAUACGAAUUGUCUCCUAAAAUACACAAGGAGUAAUAACAAGUCGUUUGUCUAUCUUCAAAAGUUGAAUAGACUUGCAGUUAUCAAUUACGACUAUAAUGAUUGGUACUGUAUUAAAUUAGAGAAUGGGAAAGUUCUAAGCUUAGACAAUUCCGUUUUUGAAAAAGAUCAUAAAUUAAUUAAUGUCGUUGAUGUUAGCAAGCAUUCUAAAAAUAAACAAUGUGACACUUUACUUUUUGUUUUCGAGACUUUGAUUAAGAUUAUUGAAAUUUCUUCGAAGAAUGCAAAGGUUAUUACAAAAUGUUUACAAACUAAAACCCUUGGAAGCAAACUCAGUAAAGAGGUCUGUGUUACACCAGACAUGAUCUAUAUAUUGCGGAAUAAUGUAGUAGAAAACGAUUACGAUAGAUCUUAUAAUGAUUACCCAACUGAAAAUGAUAUGGACUGCAUGUUUCAUAUUAACCUCGAAGGUAUCGAUCAAAAAAUUGUGAUUGAAAACGAAGUUAAAUUUUAUGGUAAAGGUGAAAUAGGGAUGUUCCAAUUUUUUAGUAAUAAAUAUGCAGUUAUGACAGAUUCCUGUAAUAAGCACUUAUUACAGGAUCUUAAUGUGAAUAAAGAUGGUAUAUUUGAUCCGGUAUCAUUUUCUGCAACAGAUAUACCUACUGAUUCUAAAGUCGUGAAAAUAGUACCAAUCACCGAAUAUCUCUGUGUUGUUGCUAUUCAGUUAGAAGAGAGAGUUCAAUAUUCAUCUAAAUUAAUAUUUUUGGGGUACCACGAUAGAAACUUUAAUGCUACAAAAACUGAGACGGAAAAAAACCAUUAUUCUGAAGCAUCACAUAGUAUCGAUAACGCCGCAUCACAUGCCAUCUCCUACGUCAAAAAUGUGUUAGAUCGUACUGAUAACAGUUACUAUAAUGAAUCCUUAAUACAACUGCCCAGAGAUCAGAGUCUACCUGACUAUAUAGAUGAUAAUCAGGAUAUCACAAUGCCAAUAUCUGGUGAGACAAUAGAUUCCAAUCAUUAUUUAACCAAAAAUUACAAGUUGUCAUUUGAGGAUCCCAUUUAUCACUGUGGACAUAAUGGUUACACUAGAGUUAUUAAUAUCCAGGGUACAAUCCAAGAUAUAACAUAUAGUCCUGAACAGAAAACACUGGCGGUCCUUUGUGGGGAUCAAACUGUAUUACAAUUCAAGAUGGGGGGUACAUAUUGCGCUGAGUUAAUGUACCCGUUAAGGAUGGAAGCUGCUCGUGGACACGAUGCUGCAUAUGUUCCUCAACGAUCUAAGAGACCUAAAGAAAACCACGGGAGGAUUUUGAGAGAUAUUGACAUAUUUGGCAGAAUUUGGGAUUGA